Molecule: messenger RNA, 567 nt
Organism: Glossina fuscipes
Lineage: Eukaryota; Metazoa; Arthropoda; Insecta; Diptera; Glossinidae
Exons: 2
Coding region: 1-567 (188 amino acids)
Source: RefSeq, a predicted model, not a curated record
AUGAAGCUUCCAACUAUCGCAAUAUUAGCCACAAUUUUAUAUUUAAACCUAGCUAAAGGGGAGAAAAAAUCCUAUAUUGUAACCAAUGAUAAGUGGGACAAUAUUGAAAGUGAAGAGGAAAGUUUAAUGCUCUUCGAUGUACAUAUGGUGAAGCGGGAACGUUUUAUAAACGGAACGGUUACAUUGAUCGAGGAUUUCGAUGACGAGAAAUUUGAAUUUAUGGUCGAAAUGUUCACAAGUCCAAAUAGCGAUGGUAAUUAUCAACGAAUGGCCUUUGGUGUACCCAAGAUACAUAUGUGUGAAGGAUUGAAAAAGUUUUACGCUAAAUUCAUUCAGCCCUCUAUGGUUCUCGGAGAAAACACAAAUUUUCCUUACGUCGACGAAGAGGAAGGACUAUGUCCUUUACCUAAAGGCGAAUACUGGAUUAAGGAAAUACUUUUGAAUACGGAAACUUGGCCCACUCAAUUUCCGCGCGGACUACUUAAGGUGGUUAUAACAAUAUUUAAAAAUGAUUUAGUCGUGGGCGGCGCUAUCGUAAUUUUGAAAAUUGAAGACAGACCCACUUAG